AUGUCGCUCGAGUUACCUGCACAUUUCCAGAUCUUUGACGGGGCCCAGGAAGAUGCGAACCACGCUGCGCGACCCCAAUCUUUCACCCUCUUCUCGCAGCUGCCCCAGGAAUUGCGACGUAAGAUAUGGCGGACCUCACUGCAGCGCGAGCGCAUGAUUCAAAUUUGCAUCCAUCCACUCCAGAACACCAACGCCGGCAGCCACGCACAUACUGGCUACGGCGCUGCAGUCCGAGGCCGCCGCGUACCGAGCAAGCUCUUGCGCAUCUGCCGCGAGGCGCGCAACGAAGCCCUCGCCUUCUACCGCGUUCAUAUCCCGUGUUCCUUUACGCAUGGCACCCCGGAACAGGAGCGCGCUGCCGCCUGCACUGCGCCAGGACGCGACCUCCUCCCUUUCAGCCCUGAGUACGACAUUUUGCAGCUGAUCCCGUACUGGCCUGACUACACUCUCAUAACCGAUUUCCUUCUUAGCCUCUGCGCUCUAGACCCCCGCUGCGUAGGUCUGCGCAGCCUCGCUGUCGAUAUCAGCCAGUUGCGCCUCCAGAGCCAACAAGGAGCUCUGCCGCCCCCAGCCGCUGGCGCAGCACGCAUGGCCGCCUUGCGAGCGCUGUUCGCAGGGCUUCAUGAAGUUUUCCUUAUCACAGCGUUGCCUCUAGGCCGUAUGCUCGUCCCAGCCCGCGACCGGCGUACCGGUGACAGCGCGGUGCUGCUUCUUAACAGCGCGAUGCCGGUCCGCGCGCAUACGCCAGCAUUCACCAGGCUCCCUCGCGACUCUCGGCCGAUCGACCAAGACCUGCGACGGGUCUAUAUGGCGGAUGGACAUAUAGGUGCUGUUCAUUCUGGGCACGCGUUUCUCGCGCGUUUGGGAAUAGAGCUGGGCGAUCUGCAAGCGCAGGUGAGCUGGCUUGUAACCUUCGAGCCCGCUCGGGAGAUCUACAGUCGCGAAAUGGCCGAGGCGUUCCUGCAGGGGGAGGAGGAUCGCUGCAGUAGUGAGCAAGUACCCAAGCCAGGCCUAGCUGAUCAUCUGGAGCGGUUAGUCGACCAAGGGCUUGCGAGCGCCCAUAAUACGAUGAAGGGCUUGUACGAGCUCCCUGAUGUGGCGUUUGGGUUCUGGCGUUUCCCUUUAUAUCCUAGCCAGACUUUCGUCGAGAAGGGCCUUGGAGAGGAGGAGGAGGAUGGGUGGGAGUUUGCGUUCAACUGGGUAACAAGACCUUUGAACGACUUGUCAGAUUGCUGGCCUGAACUGGUGCUAAUGAACUUAGCUUAUUAG
Molecule: messenger RNA, 1269 nt
Organism: Cryphonectria parasitica EP155
Lineage: Eukaryota; Fungi; Ascomycota; Sordariomycetes; Diaporthales; Cryphonectriaceae
Exons: 1
Coding region: 1-1269 (422 amino acids)
Source: RefSeq, a predicted model, not a curated record